Molecule: messenger RNA, 795 nt
Organism: Bicyclus anynana (squinting bush brown)
Lineage: Eukaryota; Metazoa; Arthropoda; Insecta; Lepidoptera; Nymphalidae
Exons: 3
Coding region: 1-795 (264 amino acids)
Biological process (GO): DNA replication, removal of RNA primer
Molecular function (GO): RNA-DNA hybrid ribonuclease activity; nucleic acid binding
Source: RefSeq, a predicted model, not a curated record
AUGCUUGGUCGUUUUGUCGCGAAACGCGGGAAGCCGCAGGGAGAGAUAGCUGAACUUGCAGUCGAAAAGAAGAAACGCUUCUUUGAUUUGCCUCAUCCAGCGUGUGAGAUAGAAAUCAAUUUUGACAAAGUCAACGACAUGGACGACCUCGUGGCCAGAAGAAACACAACAGGAGAAAUAGAAAUGUAUACAGAUGGAAGCAAAAUCGGUGGUAAGGUCGGCGCAGCCCUGACAUACUGGAAAAACGACAAAGAAAUAGGAAAGAAAAAGUUUCUCCUAGCCACGCAAUGUACAGUAUACCAGGCUGAACUCUAUGCGCUGUACCAAGCCACUGAAAUUGCUGCAAAACUAAAGGAUACAGUAAUAAAUAUAUACAGUGAUUCAAGAUCCUCACUAGAAACAAUAAGUAACAUUCACACUUACCAUCCACUAGCAUUCGAAAUUAGGAAAACCCUGACUAAAUUAAAACUGAAUAAUAAAAUUGUUAAACUCUUCUGGAUCAAGGCACACGUUGGAGUUGAGGGCAAUGAGCGAGCAGACCAACUAGCAAAAGAAGCUGCACUCACAAAAAAGACAGCCCCCGAUUACGACGCGUGCCCUUGUUUAUUUACACGAGCGGCAUCUGCUACCGACGACUGCAGUCGGCGACCUUUCGGCGGCAGUCAAUGGGGGUCGACUGCAGUGGGCGACCGCCGCCGACCGUUGCUGAGAGUCGACUGCAACAGCAGUCGGCGACGCCAUCGCCUGCUGCCGAGACGUCGCCGACUGCAGUCGACUCCCGUCGCCUGCCGCUGA